UUGUCGGUGACCUCAUCAGCAACAUGAACACAAACAUGGCGACGGCGAAGGACGGCGGGAUGCGCUCCUCUCUCCGAUGGACCGUGUGUCUCUUCUUCGUGUCUGCAGUGGCGGUACGGGCAUCCACACUGCGUCUUCACCAAGAGGAACGACACAGGCUACCACAAGACAGAGGAUUUAUAACGGUGAACGCAGACGUGGAUUUAUCAGACGGACUGGGCGCUGCAGCUCCCAAACUGCGACAAACCGCGCGGCGUGCGGCCAGAGGGGACGGGGGGAGUGCAGGGACCGGACCCCGUAUCAGGAACCGCCGUGGGGCCGCCGUGUCGGCCCUGCCCAAGGUGUACGGACAGGCCAACCUGAAUGACUCCCACAACCAGAUGGUGGUGCACUGGGCGGGCGAGAAGAGCAACGUCAUCGUGGCCCUGGCCAGGGACAGCGCCGGAGCCACGGGCUCCAAGACCAGCUCCGUGUAUGUGUCCUACGACUACGGGACCAGCUUCGUGCUGGUCUCGGACCGCUUCCGCCUGUCGGGGGCCAAGGAGGACCGCAAGCAGGUCAUCGCCCAGUUCUAUCACAGCCCAGCGGACAACAAGAGGUACCUGUUUGCAGACGUCACCAACUCGUACCUGUGGAACACAUUUGACUUCUGCAAGACGGUGCAGGGCUUCCCCCUGCCCUUCAGGCCCACCGACCUCCUCCUGCACAGCAAGCAGGCCCACCUGGUGCUGGGCUACGACAACCUCCACCCCAACAAACAGUUGUGGAAAUCCGAUGACUUCGGCGAAACAUGGGUGUUGAUCCAAGAGCAGGUGAUGGCCUACUUCUGGGGCGUGGAGCCCUACGACCCGCCCACCACGGUGCUGGUGCAGCGCCGCGAGCCCCAGGGGGUCUCCAGCGUCCUCAGCUCCACCGACUUCUUCCAGAGCAAGCAGAACCGCCGCGUGGUCCUGGAGCACGCCGACAGCUUCCAGCUGCGCGACAAGUACAUGUUCGCCACCUCGCCCCGGAAGUUGCUUGGUAGACCGGAGACGUCGUCUGUUCAACUGUGGGUGUCGUACAACCGCCAGCCCAUGAAGGCCGCCCAGUUCAUGACCCGCCACCCCAUCACGGAGUACUACAUUGCCGACGCCUCGGAGGACCAGGUGUUCGUGUGCGUCAACCACGUGAACAACGUCACCCACCUCUACAUCUCGGACGUGCAGGGCCUCUCCUUCUCGCUGUCCCUGGAGAACGUGCUGUACUAUAGCCCCGAGGGCCCAGGAAGCAACACGCUCAUCAGGUACUUUGCCAAUGAGCCGUUCGCCGACCUGCACCGCGUGGAGGGGCUGCGGGGCGUCUUCGUCGCCACGCUCGUCAACGGCUCGGCCAGCGAGGACAACAUGCGCUCGGUCAUCACCUUCGACAAGGGGGGCACCUGGGAGCUGCUGCAGCCCCCCGCCGCCGACAGCCAGGGGGGGCGCAUCGACUGCCAGCUGUCUAAGGGCUGCUCCCUGCACCUGGCCCAGCGUUGGAGCCAGCUGCUCAACAUGCAGCUGAGGCGGAUGGCCAUCCUAUCCAAAGAGUCGGCCCCGGGGCUCAUCCUGGCUACAGGUUCGGUGGGCAGGAGCCUGGCCAACAAGCCUAAUGUGUACGUAUCCAGCAGCGCAGGAGCCAGAUGGAGAGAGGCGCUGACCGGCCCUCACUUCUACACCUGGGGGGACCACGGCGGGCUGCUGCUGGCCAUCCCCCAGGGAGGGUCCGCCACGCACCUCAGGUUCAGCACCAACGAAGGGGAGACCUGGACCGACUUCCAGUUCUCCGAGCGGGAGGUGUAUGUCUACCAGCUGCUGACGGAGCCGGGCGAGAAGAGCACCAUCUUCACGAUCUUUGGCUCCUACGCCGACCAGAGACACAGCUGGCUGAUCCUGCAGCUCAACGCCUCCGACGUGCUGGGCGUACCAUGUGCGGAGGCGGACUACAAGCGCUGGUCUCCGUCGGACGAGCGAGGGAACGACUGUCUCCUUGGCCGGCAGAUGGUGUUCCGGAGGCGCACGCCGCACGCCACCUGCUUCAACGGGGAGGACUUUGACCGGCCCGUCACGGCCACCAACUGCUCCUGCCAGCGGCAGGACUACGAAUGUGACUACGGGUUCAGGCUGAGCGAGGACCUGGCGCUGCAGGUGUGCAUGCCUGACCCCGAGUUCUCUGGGAACCUCUACGCCCCCCCGGUGCCCUGUCCCGUGGGCACCACCUACAGGCGCAGCAAGGGGUAUAGAAAAGUGUCUGGGGACAGCUGUACGGGGGGAGACGUGGAGACCAGACUGAACGGAGAGAUGCUUCCUUGUCCGGUUGGAGAGAGCAACGAGUUCAUCCUGUACGCCGUGCGGAGCUCCAUCCACCGUUACGACCUGGCCACCGGCACCGACACGCCCCUGCCCCUCACCGGCCUCCGAGAGGCUGUGGCCCUGGACUUUGACUACGACCGCAACUGCCUGUACUGGGCCGACAUAUCCCUGGACACCAUCCAGCGGCUGUGUCUGAACGGCAGCACGGGCCAGGAGGUCGUGGUCAGGAAGGACCUUCAGAACGUAGAGGCUCUGACCUUCGACCCCAUCAGCCGGCUGCUCUACUGGGUCGACGCCGGAGCGCAGAAGAUAGAGGUCUCCAACCCUGACGGAGACAUGCGCCACACUCUGCUCAACUCCUCUGUUCUGGAGCACCCCCGGGCCCUGGUGCUGCUGCCAGGAGAGGGUCUGAUGUUCUGGACAGACUGGGGCGACCGGGCUGCGGGCGUGUACCGGGGUCACAUGGACGGCACCAACGUGCUGUGUGUGGCGUCGGAGGGCAUGCGCUGGCCCAACGGCGUGACGGUGGACGACCACUGGCUGUACUGGACCGAGGCGUACAGCGACCGCAUCGAGAGGGCCGACCUCAGCGGCGGGCAGCGCAGCGUGCUGAUGGAGGGCCUGCCGCACCCCUACGCCAUCGCCGUCUUCAAGAACGACCUGUACUGGGACGACUGGUCCAAAAUGGGGAUCUUCAAGGCUCCAAAGUCGGGCUCCCCAAACAAGGAGCUGAUCAUAGGCAGGCUGAUUGGAGUGAUGGACCUUAAGGUCUUCUACAAGGGCAAGGCCCGAGGCCAUAACGGCUGCUCGGACCAGCCCUGUGCCCAGCUGUGUCUGCCCCUGCCCGGACACCGCCACACCUGCGUGUGCCCUGACGGCGCCCCCACCACGGCCUUGCCCGGCGGGGGGCUCCAAUGCCAGUGCCCCCCCGGCUACCAGCUGCUGAACACCACCUGCGUCAAGACAGAGCACAGCUGCUUGCCGAACCAGUAUCGCUGCUCCAAUGGCCGCUGCAUCAGCAGCAUCUGGAAAUGCGACAGUGACAACGACUGUGGAGAUCUGAGCGACGAACAAGAGUGCCCCACCACGUCCUGUGACACGUCCAUCCAGUUCCGCUGCGUGGCCUCAGGCUCCUGCAUCCCUCUGGCCUUCAAGUGCGACCACGAGGACGACUGUGGGGACAACAGCGACGAAGAGCACUGUGGGUCCCACCAGUGCGGCCCCGGAGAGUUCACCUGCACGCGUGGCGUGUGCAUCCGUGAGGCGUGGCGCUGCGACGGAGACAACGACUGCCGGGAUUGGUCGGAUGAGACCAACUGCACAGUGGGUCACCACACGUGCGAGGCCAGCAGCUUCCAGUGUCACACGGGUCACUGCAUACCCCAGCGUUGGGUCUGCGACGGGGAUGAUGACUGUCAGGACGGCUCGGAUGAAGACCGCAGUCAAUGCGGGGGCGAGCGUUGCAUCGGCUUCCUGUGUCCCAACGGAACCUGCCUGCCUGCCGCCGCCCACUGUAACGGAGUCACCGACUGUCCCAGCGGCGCAGACGAACACAACUGUGACCCCCUGUGUACGCGCUACAUGGAGUUUGUCUGCAAAAAUCGCGCCCAGUGUCUCUUCAAGUCCCUCGUGUGUGACGGGACCAAGCACUGUGAGGACGGCUCGGACGAAGACCCUGCUUACGCCGGCUGUGCCACGCCAACAGAUUCUGGCAAGUCGUGCGACGCCUUCACCUUCCAGUGUGCCAAUGGAUUAUGUGUUAGCCUGGAGUGGAAGUGUGACGGCAUGGACGACUGUGGGGACUACUCUGACGAGGCCAACUGUGCCUCCCCCACCGAGGUGCCAGGCUGCUCCAAGUACUUCCAGUACGAGUGUGGGAACGGACACUGUGUCCCCACCUGGUGGAAGUGUGACGGAGAGAAUGACUGUGGGGACUGGUCUGAUGAGGCCCAGUGCACAGGGGGGGUCCCUGCUCACACGGCGGCCCCGGGCACCUCCUCCUGCGCCCCCAACCGCUUCCACUGCGGCUCCGGGACCUGCAUCAUCAACUCCGGGGUGUGUGACGGCUACGCCGACUGCCUCGACGGCAGCGACGAGCUGGGCUGCCCCCCCGGGACCAACGGCACGGCCGCCCCGGGCCCCACCCAUGGCCCCCCGGUGCCCCCCGCCCCGGGACACUGUUCCCGGGGCCAGUUCGGCUGUCGCCGCCCCCCCCACUGCAUCCCCGACUGGCAGCGGUGUGACGGGCGCGUGCAUUGUCAGGACGGGUCGGACGAGGCCCACUGCCCCACCCGAGGGCCUCUGUUCUGCAGUAACGGGACGCGCUGUGCGGACGGCGAGGUGUGUGUGCUGGACAGCGAGCGCUGCGACGGCUUCCUGGACUGCUCUGACCGCAGCGACGAGGACAACUGCACCCUGGAGGCUCAAGUGUACAAGGUCCAGAACAUCCAGUGGACCACAGACUUCUCCGGUGCCAUCACCCUGACCUGGACACCAUCCAAGAGGAUGCCCCCGGAGAACUGCGCCUUCCUCAUCUACUACAGGGUGGUGGGCAUCCAGGAGUGGAGCAGCAUGGACACGCAGAGCAACAAGAGCAGCUCCAGGCUGACACUGCUGCAGCCAGACACCACCUACCAGCUGAAGGUGUUGACCCAGUGCCUCAGCAAGGUGCACAAGAGCAACGACUUCAUUACUAUCCGCACCCCCGAGGGAGUGCCGAACCCUCCCAAGAACCUGCAGCUGACGUGUGACAACUGGGAGGAUGGCACGGUAGACGUGUCCUGGAGCCCCCCGGACCAGGCCCACGGCCUCAUCAGGGAGUACAUAGUGCAUUACAAGGAGAACAGUGACCCCGAGUGGACAUACCAGAGGACUCCCACCACCAGGGCCAUUGUGACCACGCUAGUGCCAAGCACGCAGUACAUGUUCAGGGUGGCAGCCGUGACCAGUCGAGGUGUGGGCAACUGGAGUGAGGUCAAAUCCAUCACACCAAAGAAAGCGCUGCCUCCACCCUCCGUCAUCGCUGACACCAUCACCAACGACUCCAUCAGCCUGUCAUUCAGCUUCAACUCCCAGAACGAGGUGAAGCACUACAUGGUGGUGCUGUCCUGGCUCUUCGACUCCCACGUCAAGGAGAGCAGGAACUACACGGUCCAGAAGGGGAUCCUCCGUGCGGCCAACCUGACGGCGGGGACAGUGUACGAGGUGGCGGUGUGGGCGCACACGGUCGUGGGGGACAGCCCCACCGCACUCUCCCGCCAGCAGACCACCGGCACCCAGCCCGAGGCCCCCCUGCUCAAAGCCCGGGCCCUGAACCAGACCAGCGUGGACUGCAGCUGGACCACCGCCGGCCUGCCGGCCCAGGUGUACGGUAUAUUCUACGCCACCUCGUUCCUGGACCUGUACCGUAGCCCCCGCAGCGCCAGCGGCAGUGGGGCGGCCGGCCAGACCACGGUCCAGGUGGAGCCCGACGAGCAGUACCUCUUCCUGGUCCGGGCCGUCUCCCCGUACCUGGGUCCGCCGUCAGCCUUCGCCGUGGUCAGGAUGAUCCCCAGCGAGAGACUGCCCCCCAGGAACCUCCACCGGGUGCAGGUGGGGCAGACCAGGACCACCCUGAAGUGGCAGCCCCCCUACGACUCCCCCGCCUCCCCCCUGACCUACGUGGUCCACGUGCGCGACGUGGUCCGCAAGGCGGAGCUGGACUACAAGCUGAGCAGCAGCAACAACACGGUGGAGUACUUGCUGAAGGGCCUGGAGCCGGGCGGCCGCUACAGCGUGACCGUCCGCCUGCGCAACAUGAGCAAGGAGGCCAGCCUCACGCUCACCACAGUGGCUCUGCCAGCGCCUGACGCCCUGAAGAUCAUCAGCGAGAAGGACCACGUGUUCCUGCUGUGGAAGAGUCUGGCCGUCAAGGAGAAGGGUUUCAACGAGAGCCGGGGCUACGAGGUGCACAUGUACGACAGCGUGAGCAACCAGACCAUGUUCCUGGGCAACACCACAGAGACUUUCUUCCGUAUCAACCGCCUGCUGGCCGGGCACAACUACAGCUUUUCUGUGCAGGCGCGCUGCCUGCUGGGCGGACAGCUGUGUGGGGAGCCCGCCCUGCUCCUUUAUGACCAGCUGGGCAAAGGGGCCCUGGCGGAGAGGGUUGAGGGCCCGUCGGAGGACGUGGCGGUGGUGGUGGUGCCCGUCCUGUUCCUGCUGCUGCUGGGGGCUUGCGGCGGACUGCUGGCACUCUACAUGCGCCACCGACGGCUGCAGAACAACUUCACCAACUUCGCCAACUCCCACUACAACUCCCGCCUGGGCUCGGCCAUCUUCUCCUCCGGGGACGAUCUAGGAGACGAUGACGAAGACACCCCGAUGAUCAACGGCUUCUCCGACGAUGUUCCCAUGGUGAUCGCGUAGCGGGGGACGCCCCUCUUCCCUCCCAACAUCCCCCCCUCACACACACACACACUCCCUCCCCAACACCCCCCACACACCCGCCCCUCAGAAUGGAGGUUUCUGGGAGGGGUGCGAAAGAGAUAUUUUUCAAAUGUAACAUUGCACUUUUUUGGAUGCGCAAUAACUUAUUUUUUUAAAACAUGAGAUACGUAUGAAUAUAAGGAAAUGUAUGUAUAUUUAUGGGGUCGAUGGGAUAGGGAGGGUGGUUAACACUGAAGGCAAACUGUGAAGGAUGUGAGUUCGCAGUCACGCCAUGUAAAGGGAAACGGUCUCUUAAUGCAAACUCACUGUCCAUAGGAGCUGUCCCUGCUUUAAGCCAAUAUAUCCUUGGAUGGAACGGUACAACGAAAAAAACAACUAAUAAUGAAACUAUGAAAACAUCCGCAAACGCUCACACAAGACACAUAAAGACAUUAAGGAGAUGUAAAUGAACUUAGCCAUGCACUGUAAACCACAUGUAUAUUGAAACCACACAUCUUUCUACGUGUAUAUUGGAGGGGCAGCACCUGCCAUGCCAACUAAUGUAUCUCUUGCUUGUUGUAAAACACCCUUGCAAGUGUCUUGAAACAUAAUCAUUUUCUCUUGUGGUCCAUUUUCCAUGAAUGAUCCCUUUCUGUUUGAUUGCUAAUUAAAAAAAAAGAAAGAUUCUGUUAUAAAUGCCGUGUGCAGGAAUCUAAUUGUUUGCCUAUCUGGUACGGGGCUGGCCGACGCAUCAUGUUAUGUCAUGUGUGUCCAAGAUCCUCUUUGGCUCAUUCCUUUGCCGCCGGCACACUCGUGGUCCACCUUCUGAGCCCAACGCUGUUGAAGACUUCCUCAAAUAGAAAGAAGGCCAAUGAAUGACCUGAAUGGCUUCGUUGUAGACAGGAGAACAGCAGCCCCACUCCGCCCCGUGGUGUAGCGCUGCACCAUGGGGAACCCUGCUGGCCCUAGGCCC
Gadus chalcogrammus (walleye pollock) is the source of this 7707-nucleotide messenger RNA. RefSeq names its product sortilin-related receptor, L(DLR class) A repeats containing (gene sorl1). The transcript has 48 exons. Gene Ontology annotation, molecular function: protein binding. Gene Ontology annotation, cellular component: Golgi apparatus; membrane. Gene Ontology annotation, biological process: protein retention in Golgi apparatus; protein targeting to lysosome; post-Golgi vesicle-mediated transport. Bases 24 to 6734 code for a protein of 2236 amino acids. Lineage: Eukaryota; Metazoa; Chordata; Actinopteri; Gadiformes; Gadidae. The record is from RefSeq and is a predicted model, not a curated record.